Messenger RNA from Pterocles gutturalis (yellow-throated sandgrouse), 2034 nucleotides. RefSeq names its product polymeric immunoglobulin receptor (gene PIGR). The record is from RefSeq and is a predicted model, not a curated record. The transcript has 11 exons. NCBI's taxonomy places the organism in Eukaryota, Metazoa, Chordata, Aves, Pterocliformes, Pteroclidae. Bases 1 to 2034 code for a protein of 677 amino acids.
AUGGCCUUAGUAGCAUUCAUCUUCCUUCUCUCCUGCCUCCUGGUUGACUCUGCAGGCGGCAGAUUACUCCCCAAGUCAGCAAGUAACCCGGUGUUCGGACCACGGCAGGUGUAUGGUCUGCUCGACGGCUUGGUGACCGUGAAAUGCUUCUACCCUCCCACCCGCGUGAACAGGCACGACAGAAAGUACUGGUGCAGGGAAUCGGCCAAGGGCUGCGCAACCAUUGUCUCCACCAGCGGCUACACUGCUACAGGCUACCAAGGCAGAGUCUCCAUCACAGACGACCCGCAGGCUCAAAGCUUCCAGAUCAACCUCACCCAGCUCACACUGGGAGACGCCGGCACCUACCAGUGCGGUGUUGGUAUCAAUGGCCGAGGGCUCUCCUUCAAAGUCAGUCUGGAUGUUUCUGAAGGUCCACACGUACCCGAGGGAGCCAAGCUCUUCUACGUGAAGCUCCACAGCACUUUGACCAUGUCCUGCAGCUUCGGGGAGGAGAACGAGAGCAAGAGGAAGUUCUUGUGCAAGAUGGAUAAAAACGGCUGCCAUAACAUCAUCGACAGUUAUGGGAAGGUCAAUGAGGAUUACAAAGGGCGAGUUCUGCUGAGCAAUGAGGAGCCUGCAGGCUCCUUCAGCAUCACGAUAACUCGGACGGACUGGGAAGACGCUGGCUUGUACCUGUGCGGGGUCGGCACCUAUGGGGAGGAUGGAGAAACGAAGGAACUGGACGUGCAUGUCUAUCAGGAGACUAAAGUUCCUCAAGCAAAGCCCACAGUAUUUGGAGUUAAAGGAAGUUCAGCAACGUUUGAAUGCCGCUAUGGGCCGCAGAGAGGGUCCUCGCUGAAGUACUGGUGCAAGUGGAGAGAGAGCGGGUGCGCUCGGAUCAUAGACAACGCCGGGUACGUGUCGCCGGCGUACGAGGGAAGAGUGGCCAUGUACGACAACCCGGAUAACCAGACCAUCUCCAUCAUCCUGAACCAGCUGAAGGACACGGACAAAGGCUACUACUGGUGCAUGACAGACGAGGUGAAGGAGCAGCAGUCAUCAACUGAGCUGAAGAUCGUAGACGGAGAACCCGCGCUGCAGGGAGAGAAGGCGGUGGAGGUGCAAGCGGGUUCACAAGUGGAUUUAACUUGCUCUUACUCCUGCAAGUACUACUCCUACGAGAAGUACUGGUGCAAGUGGAGCGGCCCCAGCUGCAUCCCCCUGCCUGCUUCCGACCAAAGGCAGCCGGGGCCGGGCGUUACCUGUGACAGUGACAACAAGACGGUCAUCCUGAGCUUUGACCCGGUGGCAGAGACAGACGAAGGGUGGUACUGGUGCGGGGUGAAGCGCAACGGCCAGUUCGGGGAGACCAUGGCAGUGUACCUGCAGGUGACGGCAGGAGAUACAGGGAGUGCUGCUGGCCGCAGCCUGGUCCUCCUGGACGUUAACACCGCCCACCACGCCGAGCAGGAUGACGUGGACACCCCCAGCCACGCCGAGCCCCCCAGCCAUGUCAACCAGGACGUGGACACCCCCAGCCACGCUGAGCCCGGCUUUAUUCCCCAAGGAAGAGCCUCCGGCGAUGCGGAGGUGCGAAGCGCAGCUGGCUCAGAAAGCUCUGAUCAAAGCCAGGGCCCCAACACACUGGCUUUGGUCCUUGGCCCCGUUGGUGGUGUGCUCCUGGUCCUCACGACAGCUUUUGCCAUUUUCAAAUACAGGCAGCUGAAGGGAUCUGACCUGGUGUCAAUUGGGAGCUACAGGACAAACAUCAGCAUGUCGGACUUUGAAAGCGUGAAGGGGUACAGCGCGAGCAACACCAUCUGCGAGAAAGACACCCAGGAGACGCAGAUAGGAGGGGACGAGUUCAUCACCACCAAGGCCCCCCCGGCAAGCACUGCUGAAGCAAAGAAAGCAAAAAGGAGCUCCAAGGAAGAUGCUGACCUCGCCUACUCCGCCUUCCUCCUCGCCUCCAGCAGCAUCCCGCAGGCGAGCGCUGAGGGGGACAGUGCUGCCCCGGCCAUGUCCCCCCCAGACCGGGAGGGACAGGUCUGA